AUUAAGGAAAUUUCCCCCAAAAAAACAUCACAAUAUUUCCAAACCUAAGCGACAUCGUUUUAGUCCUUCUUCUACCUUCGGCACACAAAACGACCUCACAUUGAAACCCUAGAACGAAAAAAAUCCAAAAAAUUAAUCGCAAUAAUGGCAAUUGCACGAACCGGAGUCUACGUCGACGAUUACCUAGAGUAUGCAAGUACAUUACCAGCUGAGCUUCAAAGACUUCUCAACACUAUCAGAGAACUGGAUGAACGGUCCCAUUCGAUGAUAAACCAAAGUAGGCAGCAAACUAAGUAUUGUUUAGGAUUGGCACAAAGCUCGAAGAAGGGGAAUGGUAGUAAUUAUCAUUAUAAUGGUAUAAACGAAGAGGAUGAUGCUAUAGAGAGAAUGAAGAAAGAUAUUGAGACUAAUCAAGAUAGUGCAUUGAGUUUGUGUACCGAGAAGGUUCUGUUGGCGCGGCAAUCACAUGACCUUAUAGACAGCCAUAUAAAACGUCUGGAUGAGGAUCUAAAUUACUUUUCAGAAGACUUGAAGCUUGAGGGCAAAAUAUCACCAGAUGAGCCAGCAAUUCUUCCCCCGCAACCCAUAAUAGUCCCUAAGCUAGAAAAGCGUAAAUCCUUUUAUGGAACACCUCAAUCAAAAAGGAUUGAGUACAGGGAGAGGGAGUGGGAUCGAGAACGUGACAAAGAUUUUGAGCUCAUGCCUCCUCCUGGAAGUAAGAAGGAUUUCUCUAUCCCUGCUGAUGUAGAUCAGCCCAUUGAUCCAAAUGAACCUACAUACUGCGUUUGCCAUCAGGUGUCCUUUGGAGAUAUGAUUGCCUGUGAUAAUGAAAAUUGCCAAGGAGGCGAAUGGUUCCAUUAUGCAUGUGUUGGUCUGACCCCAGAGACAAGAUUCAAGGGAAAAUGGUAUUGUCCAACUUGCAGACUGCAGCCACAAUCUCAAUGAUAUUUAUGUGCAUGUAUGUAUUUCAUAAUUUCUGUUAUUGUCCAAAGUUGCUCCAUCGCGUUGGCUCUAAAUUGUUAUGAUCGAUCUAGUAGAGCCAAAUUUUGUUUUCCUUGGUCUAUACUCUUCGAUUUUAGUUCACCCGAGCAUCUUUAUCUGAACUUUUAGCAAAAUGGCAUUGCUUUUUUCAGGAUAACUUAUCUAUUUUUAACACCCUAUAGGUGUGUGAAGUGUGUAGUUGUGGAAACAAAGAUGUAUAUAAUGGUAAGUUCCAUUUAUUCCAUUUUGCUACUAA
This is a messenger RNA of Mercurialis annua (annual mercury), 1237 nucleotides long. Its product is annotated as PHD finger protein ING2. The record is from RefSeq and is a predicted model, not a curated record. Bases 145 to 945 code for a protein of 266 amino acids. Lineage: Eukaryota; Viridiplantae; Streptophyta; Magnoliopsida; Malpighiales; Euphorbiaceae. The transcript has 7 exons. Gene Ontology annotation, cellular component: nucleus.